This is a messenger RNA of Stegostoma tigrinum, 2373 nucleotides long. It is a transcript of the gene znrd2, whose product is annotated as zinc ribbon domain containing 2. The coding region runs from base 255 to 866 and encodes 203 amino acids. The transcript has 4 exons. The record is from RefSeq and is a predicted model, not a curated record. NCBI's taxonomy places the organism in Eukaryota, Metazoa, Chordata, Chondrichthyes, Orectolobiformes, Stegostomatidae.
GGGUGGGAGAGAGAGAGUGGGAAAGACACUUGUGGGCUAGAGAGAGAUGGUUAUGGGCUAAGGAGAGACUAAUAGGGAAGAAGAGAAACCGAGUGUAAUGGGCACGGGACGGGGAGGAGAAAAGGAAGUUGGGGGCUUGAGACAGGUAAUAAUGAGAAAAAGAGAGAAAGAGAAUGGGCAUGAGAGGGAGAAUUAGAAUGGAGCCACUGGGGAGGUGAAGGACAACGGAGGGAGAUUGCAGGUGGAAGACAGAGAUGAGGGGUGAUGAGGAGUUUACGUGGACGCCCCCAUCUGAGGCGGAGAUGAAGGUGAUUCAGGCCCGUCGGGAGCACCAGGACAAGAUCACCAAGCUGAUGGGGGAUUACUUAUUGAAAGGCUACAAGAUGCUGGCAGACAGUUGUCAGGAGUGUGGAACUGUCCUCCUUCAAGACAAGAAGCAGAAGAACUACUGCGUUGCCUGUCAGGAGCUGGAUUCUGACGUGGACAAAGAUAACCCAGCUUUGAACCCACAGGCAGCCCUGUCUCAAGUUCGAGAGCGACAACGUGUCCUCAAUGGCCAGGAGGAGGCACUCUGCUCCCGCUCCACUCCGGAACUCUCACUCGAAGCCAGGUCUUUGCCCGCCCCUUGUCUGGAGCCCCCCGAGCCAGCCCCUCCCCGGGCCGAAGGUGACAGGCCCCCAGGGCCGGCUUGCCUGGGCACCCCUCGUGCCAGUGCCCGCCAGGAGGCCGAGCGGGCGGUCCUGCAGAGGCUGGCGUGGGCCUGCGGCGAGCUGGAGCGGGCCUCCUCUGUGGAGUACAGCUCUCAGCUCUGCCUUCUGAUCAGGAACUGUGCUGACGCGCUGCACAGCUUGAAGCGGCUGGUAUAGUUGCACUCUGGGACAGGAGGGGGCACUCUGUCGAUGCCGCGACUGUCUGAGCCCUGAAUCUGCCAGUGCUGUAGCACACUAGGACUCCAGGGGGUGCUAGCCAUAGACAUGUCCUGUUAUGACCUCCAGCCAAAUUUGACUUUGCACUUUUGGAGAGCAAGUGAUGCCUCUAGACGUGGCAUGCAGCAAAUAGCAGUGAAAUUCGGGGUAUAAAGGUUCAGCUUCACUCAUGCUGAAGGCAUAAUCAUUUGGACAAUCUCCCAACCCAGUUUGACAGCCUUUCACCGUCUCCCUUGUCCAACAUCCCUGCAACUACUCAACACAACUGUUAGCCACCUCCUCCCCCCAACCUCCCCUCGCAAUUAUUCAUUUUGAAGACCGUUUAAACUUUAGUGUUUUGGAAACUGUAGGACAUUUCCUGGAGGGUUGGCAUUCCUCCCAUGGUCCUGGAUUGUUACAGGAAAUCCUGUCUGGUAUUGAAUAGAGGUUUUGAGAGUUUGUGCAGUUGUUCUGGGGUUGGGGGGGCUGGUGGUGUGGGCUCCACGGUCGAUAAGAUACUGUUAACCUUUGAGGCUUGAGCUCAACAUCUGCUCACACAGAAAAGGAUGAAAAUCCUCACUGACUAGGGAGCUUUACUCUGUAUCUAACCCUGUGCUGUCCCUGCCCUGGGAGUGUUUGAUGGGGGGGGGAUAGUAUAGAGGGAGCUUUACUCUGUAUCUAACACUGUGCUGCCUCUGCCCUGGGAGUGUUUGAUGGGGUGGGGGGGUGGGGGGAUAGCAGGGAGACCAGUGUAGAGAGAACUUUACUCUGUAUCUAACUUCAUGAUUUCCCUGUCCUGGGAGUGUUUGACAGGGACGGUGUAGAGGGAGCUUUACUCUCUAUCUAACACUGUGCUGUCCCUGUCCUGGGAAUGUUUGAUAGGGGUGAGGGACAGUGUAGAGAGAGCUUUACUCUGUAUCUAACCCCAUGCUAUCCCUGUCCUGUCUAACCUCAUGAUGUACAUCUCCUGGGAGUGUUUGAUGGGGACGCUGUAUAGAGAGCUUUCCUUGCAGUUUAAGAGUGGAGAGGCUUUACUCUCUAUCCAGCCCGCUGCUCUACCUGCUCUGGGAGUGUUUGCCUAAUGGAAUAGGUCAGUGCUGGAACUUUUGACCCCAGCUUCCAGCUGAAUCGUUCCACGGAGUUGAGAGAUGGAACCGUGGAGGUUGGAUACAUUUUAAAAUGAUUUCAGUCAAACUGAUUGCGAGGAUUGUUGCUCAGCUCCAUUGCCAGUACCAUGAGGAUUCCCAACUGAGAUUGCAUCUCCGUUGGAUGUUGCACUAUUGUGUGGAGAUAGCUUAUGAUCCAAUCGCUGUUCCAUGGCGCACUGAGCCCAGAGGUAGCAGUGCUGAGAUUGAUUCGACUGUACACGGCCACCAGACACAGUCCCCUCUUUCCUACACUUCCACAGGAAUGCCGUUUUUUUUUGUAUUUUGGUUUGUGUUAAUAAAGUAUUUGCAUUUCUCUUGCA